ACUGAUCGUCCUUUGGAACUCGAAGGUUAACUUCAAGAAUGCGAAGUGUACUGGUAUCGUUCAUCGGGAAUGGAACUUGAUACAUAAAACACCAAGAUUUUGUGAAGGACCUCUGAUACUUAGCCAAAGUGCCCACGUCGAAUCCACCCUGACGUUUCUCAGUUCAUUAUAUCCAAUCGCAACCACCUAGGCAUUGAAAACUGACUUUCCUUCGCAUACACUAUUCUAGACCCUCUCGCUGAUCUUCUAAAUGCCCGAUACAGACGUCCUUGUUUCCUGGAGAAAACACCUUUCAGUAAGGUGAUUCGGUUAUUGUUCGGGUUCAAUCUGCAACUUUUUCUCCGUCCCAUUGAAUGUCUUUGCAUUCGGAUCCCCUUCCCUUGAGCAGGUGGCUCCUUACCGGUUGUAGUUCGGUCUCUUCGAGCUUUUACCAACUCCGAUCAAGUUGCUUCUUGAAUGGCUUGGCUGACGAACACGAUUGUCAAGCUAGACCACAAGACUCUAUCUCAGUCCUAUCCCGUUCCGACCUGUAUCACUCCGGUCUGUUUACAUUCUUCUUAUAAUGCAUAAUUGUCUCAGGUGGAGGUGUUGCGUCGAGCUCCACUGAUGUUCCUCGGGACCCAUCAAUCAGCAAGAGAGUUCUGGCAUGAACUUCGGUUGUUCCAUCGCCUAUUUCCCCAUGUUCCCCGGAUUCUGAACUCUCCAUAUUAUUAUUAAUGCAAUACGCCGCACUCAACAUGAAGGCUUUCGCUGUUUUACUCGCGGUGGUCUCACUCGUUUCGGGACACUACACCUUCCCAGGCUUCGUUCACAAUGGAGCCGUCAGCGCAGACUGGCAAUACAACCGUAUGACCGAGAAUCAUUAUUCCAAUGGCCCAGUCACCAACGUGAACGAUCCGGAGUUCCGCUGCUACGAGCUCGACAUGCAAAACACCGCUGCGAGCACCAGCACUGCGACCGUCUCUGCAGGAGACACUGUUGGUUUCCAAGGUAGGUCUUCGAUCUACCAUCCAGGCUACUAUUCCGUCUACAUGUCGAGGGCUGACCCAGCGGCCAACUCUGCACAGGCGGCAACGGGUAAGACCUGGUUCAAGGUCUGGGAGUUGGGUCCUACCUAUGCGAACAGACAGUUGACCUUCCCGUCUGCGAGUAUGCAACAAUUCACAUUCACCAUCCCGAAGAGUCUUCCCAGUGGACAGUACCUCAUUCGAGGAGAGCACAUUGCCCUUCACUCUGCUACCAACUACGGCGGAGCUCAAUUCUACAUUGCCUGUGCCCAGGUCAACGUCGCCAAUGGCGGCAGCGGUUCUCCCGCACCUCUCGUCUCCAUUCCGGGUGUCUACACUGGUUACGAGCCCGGUAUCAUGAUCAACAUCUAUAGCUUGCCGGCCAACUUCACUGGAUACCAAGCUCCUGGUCCCGCUGCCUGGCGUGGAUGAGAUGAAAGAGUGUUUAUCGCGUUUUCUAGCAUUGGGGUCUUCGCUGGCUGCAGUUCUGGACCAAUGUUACGUAUAUCCAUUGCACGAGGAAUUAAGCUUGUUCUCUGAGCUGUUUACGAUCGUCAAGUACAAAUUUUACAACACAAUUUCAUA
Molecule: messenger RNA, 1592 nt
Organism: Somion occarium
Lineage: Eukaryota; Fungi; Basidiomycota; Agaricomycetes; Polyporales; Cerrenaceae
Source: the annotation of a GenBank genome assembly